AUGUAUCUUUUGAAAUCUGGUGUUUUUUUGUUGUCCUUUCUAUGUGUUAACUUAGUGAAAGCGAAAAUUGAACUAAUAUUAUCUGACCUCGGAACAGAAAAAUGCAAUUCCGAAAAUGCAAAGGCCCUAGAUGCCCAAUUUUACGGAAAAUACUGUGGAGGCAAAAAUUCAUUACCAACAGUUGAGUGGUUUGAAAAAAACAGCGAAACAAAGUCCUAUGCAAUGACUAUCACGAGUAAGAACGAUUCUAAUAUAAUAACUCACUUCUUAGCAUGGAAUAUACCAUCACAUGUAAAUUUAAUAAAUCAUUCUACAAAUUUUGAUGAACUUGAGGCAGUAAUCGGGUUGAAUUCGUUUAACCAAGCUAAUUAUUCUAUGCCAUGUCUCGAUUCUUUCACUGAAAAGAUGAGCAGUUGUUUGUUAUUUUCCCUAUAUGCGUUAAAAACGGAACAUAUAGAAUUAUCACAAGAUGCAGACUAUUUCGAACUAAUGUCAUACCUCAAAAGUAUGAGUAGAGAUGAAAAGGGGCUCUUGGAUAGACUAUCCUUAUAUGCCAUGAUAAUACCAAAACAAAAAAUUGAUAUUUAA
Molecule: messenger RNA, 588 nt
Organism: Plasmodium gonderi
Lineage: Eukaryota; Apicomplexa; Aconoidasida; Haemosporida; Plasmodiidae
Product: phosphatidylethanolamine-binding protein
Exons: 3
Coding region: 1-588 (195 amino acids)
Source: RefSeq, a predicted model, not a curated record